GCAGUCAGGCUGGUCGGGCGGCAGUGUCGGGCAGACCUGGUGGUGAGAGCAUCUACCUCGCCGCUCCUGCAGCACGCCAGCACCGCCCCUCCUUGUCCUGCCGCUGGUCCCCGCCACCCACGCCGCCCGGACCUCCCUGUGCCCAGGGCGAGGGGGCCAGGCCAGGGGCAGGGUCACCACGACCCACCGGGGCCACAGGUGCCCACUGCUGGCCGCUGCCACGCAGAAGUGACGGACAACCACAGUGUUGGUGACGGAACGCCGUGCCCAUGGUGAAGCCGCUGCGUGGACCAAGAGAGAGAGAGAGAGAGAGAGAGAGAGCACCAAGUUACGCUCGACUAUCUUCAAGUGACGUGGGAGGUGUAGGCGCCCUGUAACACCCUCCUUCACCCUGCUACACCCUGCUAUUCCCUGCUACACCUCGCCCAUCACCUAGAGAGAAGGUGCAAGAGUUAAAGGAGCGGCGCGUGCAGAGAGGUGAAGCCCUGAGCCACCCAACCCAACCAGAUAGAAAGGAAACAUGAGAUUGCCUGACGCUACCCUGAACGCUGGCCUUGAAAAGUGUGAAGUGGCUGUGAGGAGAGUGUGAAGUGUGCGGCGAGGAGUGUGUGGUGUGUGGCGAGGCUGGUGGUCUGUCCGGCGGUGAGUGCGUGUCUGGGUUCUGUGGUGUUAGUGCAGGUGGUCGUGGUAGUAGUGGUGACAGUGAAGUGGUGGGGACGUGUUGGACGGUGAAAAAGUGGCCACACACACACACGCACACACACACACACACACACACACACACACACACACACACACACACAUACACACACACGGGAGUUGGUGCGUGGGCGGGCAGGCGAGGAGUGGUGUCCGCGCGUCCCGGGAGAGCAGAGAGAAGAGAGAAGGGAGAAGGAGGUAGUGGUGGUGGUGCUGGUGCCAUGAGUGGAAGCUUGACGCAUGCCUAGGUGCUCCUCCCGCCUCCUCCCGCCUCCUCCCGCUGCCGUGCCGCUGAACAGACCUUCCCCAGACCGCUUCAGUCCCCCACGCGACGCACCAGCCCUCGCUCAACACACACUUGCCUUCUGUGCACACCUGUCCACUCAACGAAGCGGGCCAGGUGCAAUCAUCAGUCCUGACCUCUAGUACCUGGCGGCCCACUGAAGCAUGUGACGGGAAUUGCCACUCAGGGUCAGCUCACGGAAAGGACACAGGGAACUCUGAACUUUGACCUGCGUGGUAGUUGGUGUCACCUGAAGGCCACACAGGCGUCAUAACAGACUCACCAUGGCCCCGCGCACCGCCACCAGCACCCCACCACAGCGGCAGCAGCAGUCGUGGCGGCGGCUAGACUGCAGCGCCCGGUGUGACGCCCUUCGGCAGGCAACAGAAGAGUCUUGUUGCGCCGUGCCCGCCGCGGCGAGGCUGCAGAUGAUGGCCCAGAAAGGCAGACACACGGCGGGGCGGCGCGGCGAAGGAGCAGCGUCACGGUGUCCCAGAAUAGCCUCCGCGGCCCUUUGUGUCGACCCCGAGAGGCCGCUGCCCUGCCCGGCGGCCUCGACCUCAGCUGCGGGCAGGGUGAUGACGGCAGGGGGAGGGGAGGCGCCUGCAGCUGGCGCGACUCACGUGUCACGCAGACCCCUGGACGGAGUGGAGACGGUAGUGCGUCGUGGAGCGCUCCCUGCCCCUCCCUGCGCCCUUGCCCCCUCCCUCCCCGCCCCGCUGAGAUCAAAAUUGGACUCCUCUGAAGUGCUUGCAUCCCGUGACCACCCGGCCCGGCCCCGCCCGUCCUUCCCGCUGACCUCAAGGCCUCGCCACCUCUGCGUGUCGCCCGCAAGGCCGCCGUGCACACCCCGGAGGCUAGACACGCGCUGGGCCCUGCUGGCUGCCAGCCUCAUGCUGCUCCACCUGCUGUCUGGCGUCCCUGCUGCCAGCGCCCAGGUGCAGGGUGAAUCCAUGAGGUGUCACCAGGAGGGCGCCGCUAUUCCUGUGCCGCCUGAGGUAGAGAAGGACAACCCCUGCAUCUCCUGUUCCUGUCAGAACAAGAUUGUGGUGUGUAGGAAGCAGCCGUGUCCCAGUCUGGAAGGAUGCUACUGGAAGAUGACUCAGGAACCUCGACAAUGUUGCCAGCAGUGUAAAGGCUGCAUCCACGAGGGCGUCUGGCAUCCUCACGGGGCUCGCUGGGCUCAGAACGCCACCCACUACCACUGUCUGGCCGGCGUCCUCACCAAGACGGAAACUCACUGCCAUCUGCCCUGUGACUCCCCCGUGCCAGCCAGCGACGGUGCCUUCUGUCAGAGCUGCCCAGGUUGCUGGCUGGAGGGGCGCCGCGUGCUGGAGGGCGAGACUGUGGCUUCACGUGCCGACCCCUGCGUCUCCUGCACGUGCUCCGGGGACCGUCUCACGUGUCAGAAGAGGGCGUGUCCCGUGCUCUCGUGCCCACCAACUCGCCGUGUUAUGACCCCUGGGAGUUGCUGUAUGACUUGCCAAGGCUCUCGAGGACUGAUCACACCGCCGGGCGAGCGUUGCUUCCUGUCUGGCUUCCUGUACACCACGGGCAUGCAGCGCACCCUGGACCAUUGCACCACUUGUACCUGCCACAAGAACUACAUCACCUGCGAGCGCACCACCUGCCCCGUGCUGAACUGCCCGCGGGAGGACCAAAUGACCCCCGAGGAUGAGUGCUGCCCCGUGUGCGUGAAGAGACCUUACAGCGGGAAGACUGAGAACUGCACCAUCCACGGCAUGACACGCAGGAACGGGGAGCAGUGGCAGCUAGACCAGUGCGCCACGUGUCAGUGCACCAACGGUAGUGUGGAGUGCGAGUUUAUGAAGUGUCCCUACAUGAACAAACCGUGUCCGCCUGGCUACAGGCGCGUGGAGUCGGAGGAUGAGUGCUGUCCGCGAUGUGAGGAGGCGCCCGGCGUGUGUGUGGUGUUUGGGGACCCCCACUACCGCACCUUUGACGGAAUGCUCUUCAAUUUCCAGGGCGCCUGCAAGUACACCCUGGCCGAAACCUGCCGCGGCGUGCCCAGGUCGUCCAGAUUCAGCCUCAAAGUGAACAACGACGCCCGACGCUCCAAUAACUUCUCGUGGACCAAAAGCCUCACCCUGCGACUCCCCAACGCCAAGGUGAAGCUGUGUCAAAAGCUUCGAGUCAAGGUGAACGGUACAGUGGUGAAGCCUCCGUUUGAAGCCCCCGGAGUGAUGAGCCUCAAGAAGGAAGGGCGCGCCGUCACCCUCACUACUCCUGAAGGCGUGAGUGUGCUGUGGGACGGCCUGAGCUAUGUAGAAGUGGAGGUGCCGCGUUCAAUGCAGGGCCACACGUGCGGGCUUUGCGGGAACUACAAUGGCAACGAGACGGACGAUAUGGUGACUAAGAGAGGCGUGAGAGCUGACGGGGCCUCGCAAAUGGCAGUAUCGUGGGCAGUAGGGAGGGCCAGAAAGUGUUCCCUCAGGAUGAACAGACACAACGCCUCCCAGAAUGGUCCAAGGAGGAGACCACAGAGAUUGACUUGCUCCGAGACUCACAGGCCGGGGCAGAAUGAGUGUGGCCUCCUCAACAGCACUGUGUUUCAAGCUUGCCAUGCUGUUGUCCCCUUUGAGAAAUUCUACGAGUCGUGUAUGCUGGACAUGUGUGAGUGCAAGUCGCCGCGCCGCUGUGAGUGUGACACCCUACAAGCAUACGCGAGGCAGUGUCAGCGUGCGGGCAUCGAGGUGGAGGAGUGGCGCAAGAUCAGUGGCUGUGGAGGUCUGAAGUGCCCCCACGGUGCCAAAUACAUGGAAUGCGCCCCGUCCUGCCGCGCCACCUGCCGGAACCCGACGCCCAAUCCUAAGUGCCACCAGAAGCGGUGCCGCCCAGGUUGCUACUGCCCGCCGCCCACCGUGCUGCACCGCGGGGCAUGCAUACCGGCCACGGAGUGUCGGAGGGGCAAGCGGCGAAGAAGGAACCGCCGCAGGAACCGCUGAAGUGACGGGGCUGGUCGGGCGAGCGGGAGUCGGGUGGCGGUGAUGCUGGUGGUGGUGACGGUGGUGGUGACGGUGAUGGGGGGACUGUACUAAACGAGACGCCUCCUCUGUGUGUGUGUGUGUGUGUGUGUGUGUCUGUGUCUGUGUGUACAUGUGUAUGGCUGCUCUGGCACCUGUGGAGACGCAGCGUUACCAGAUAAAAAAAGAAAACGGGAAAUUUACACUAGUACCCCACCAGCCCAACUCUCCGAGCAUUGGUUCCUUGCGUCCACCACGGAGAUGCUCACCUCGCGCUCGCUUGUCCAGCCAAUCACAGCGUGGCAGGCGGUGGAAGGACGCACCUGAUUGGCCAAUAAUACCAAGCUCUUUCUGAAUGCCAGGCGGCCCCGCGAAGAGUGACUGAGGGAGACCUGUUCUGAUCUCAAGUGUGUGUGUGUGUGUGUGUGUGUGUGUGUGUGUGUGUGUAAUAUGCAUUCACAUUUGUGCUUACAUGUACACUUUUCUAUUAUCUAUGUACGAAACUUCCCAUAUAUAUAUAACAGUGUAGUUGGUCUAAUGUGUGUGUGUGUGUGUGUGUGUGUGUGUGUGUGUCCUAUAAUAAUAUCCGUUCGCUGUUGUUUGACGUUACUAUAGUAUAUAUAUACAGAUGCAAUCCAUAAAAAAGAGCAAAAAUAAUUCAUUGUUUGUGCUUUGAUACAAAAAAAUACUUGCUGCCAGUAUCCUUUCAAAAACUAUUGUGUUGAGGGAAGGCACGGGAGGAGGAGGAAGACAACAAGGAGGAGGAGGAGGAGAAGAGGGUGAUGCACGUGCCUGCUGCGUGCUGUCACCGCGUUAUCAUAUCACGUGAUGUGCCAGAAAGGAGUGCAGUGAGGACACGAGGAUGACCCAGUGUUGUGUGGUUUGUAUCGUGAAAGGAAGAGAGGAAAUUCAAGAAAAAAAGAUAGGAAGAAAAUGUUGAAGAAACGGAGAAAGAGAAGGGAGAGAAAACGAAGAAAUGAAAGAAGUUAAAAAAGUUAUUGAAACCAGUUAUCAUUGUAAGCACCAACUUCUACAUGAUGUAAAUGUGUGUGUGUGUGUGUGUGUGUGUGUGUGUGUGUGUGUGUGUGUGUGUGUGUGUGUGUGUGUGUGUGUGUGUGUGUGUCUCAAGGGGUCGAGGCAGGAGGAGAGAAGUGGACGUGACAAAGUUCCUACACUGAUGAUGUGAUGACGUAAAAUAUUUUCCAGCAAGGAUGUAAAAAAAAAGAAAGAAAAGAAAAGUAAAAAAAGGUUGGUACUGGUGACUGACCCUUGUUUAUCUGUCUGUCUGUCUGUCUGUCUGUCUGUCUGUCUGUCUGUCUGUUGGUUGUAACACUGAGAUGACUGUUCACACACGCACCAGAUUAUUAUUUUGGUUUGUACUGAAACUGAAAUUAGUAAGCAAGAUUCGCCUUCCGCACGCAGACCAAAGUGUUUCUCGUUCCCCGUUUUGUUGUUGUGUGCUGUCCUGUCGGGAGAAUAUGGCGUGGCGGCGGCGGCGGCGGACACAAGUGAUAUGAUAGUGGUAGCUAGUAACUAAACAAAUACCUGGUCUAGAUCCAUACUCUAUGUAUUAUUAAAAAAGCCGAACGUGAGCUGUGAAAAGACAGAGUGUUUCCGUUUCACUGCCUGAGAGGUUUUACACUGUGGAGAUGCACCAAAGACUAAUUAAUAUACUGCGAGGACUUGGCUUGGAUAGCAGCCGGCGACACACGGACACACGGAAAGCUGAAGAGAGUUCGAUCCCUUGAGAAGAACCAAGCUUACUGAGAGCACCGAGGAAGAUCUGUAUUCCUCCCUUGAGUGAAGAGCAAGAUGAGGAAGGAAGGCUUGUUACUUUAAGACUUUCAAUGAUACGUCAGUGAAGGACGAAGUGAGUUUCGGAGGACAGAGUACAGCGAUGGAAGAAUAAGGACUCGAUUCUACAAGACGGUGCCAUAUGACCGUUCUGUGACGCUUAAGUUAACCAAGAAGCCAUGGAUUUGAAGACUAUCGGGUAUGUUACUAAAGACAGGACCAAGUGAGUAGAGGAGAGCAGUGAUGGACGUAUUGCUACCUAACCCAGUGACAGGCGCGGCUGUGUGGGACGCGGGGAAACAUAACAGUCAGAGGCGGGAGAGAAGCCGCGGCGACACACAACCAGGCAGUGAAACGUGUGGUAAUGUUGCCAACUGGGGCCAGAUACUCGUAAUGCAAACUGUUUUAUUAGAUAAGAUGUAACCCUUAAGUGCAGCAGGAAAGAGAACGAUGUCCGGUGAGAGAAAGACUAAAGACAAAACCUGCCAUAUGACCAAUUAUGGAACCAAACAGUAGAGUUGUGUCAGAGUCGAGAUAAAGACUCCGCUCUUGAACCACGGAACUGAAGCAUGGUUAGUAUUUGCCCCAAACUCAUCUGCCAACCAAGCAAACAUACCCAUGCGGCUUGGAAUCAGACCCACACUCCUGGAAGCUAUGGCAGUGCAAGCAUCGUGUUCUUAUGAGCUGCUGGGUGACUGUGAGGCGCUCUGGAACCCGUGAAACAACCGAUAUGUGAAACAGUUGCUCGAACCAUGUUGUCUAGUCUCGAAGAAAAAAGUGGAAGACACGUUGCAGUGAUGUUUACUGUGUUAGUAUCGCCUGGCUGGCGGAGUGUGGAGGUGGAAAGCAAGACGUGUGGCUUGUGGCUGCAAAUUAUGUGAGUAAUUUUACCAUUGGGUUAAGAUAUAUUGAUACUUUUAUGUUUUCAGUUGCAGACAAUACUCCCGUUUUACUUUAUAGUACCGUUCUUAUUCUUAAUUCUCGACGAAUGACGUUGUGUUAUAAUUCCGAAUAUUCAAUAUGGCGAGAUCUGAUACCUGGUACUGCCUUGGCUACGUGUACUGUCUAAAAUUCAAUAAAGCAAAAAUCAGUAAGGAAAUGACAUAAUUCUCCCGUGCUAGUAAAAUGAAGCUGAGACUUUUUAAAUACCACAAGAAAAAUGCUAUUUUCAGAUAAAAACCACGUCAUAAACAAAAAUUCCACUAAACUCACUGCUACUAACAAUCAGAAGCGAAAGAAAACGAAAUAGCAUUAUGAUAAGCAAAACAGAACUGAAAAUUUUGAAAUGGGUAUUGUAAGAGUAUCAGGUUUGCAUAGACAUGUGGGAAAUAGACAUACUGAAUUAAAACUGACAGCUAGUAACACUCAAAAGACAACGCAAAACUAGACUGCAUUAUGACACUCGUAGUAGCGAAAUGAAGCCGUUAAGUCUGAAUGUCACAAAAACUUAUAAAGCAGAAAUACUACAAUAAUUACUAGACUGACUGGAAUCAAGGUAAAAGGAAAAAAAAAAACUGCAUUAAUAAUCGGCAUGUUCUGGUGAGUGUCCCGCACAGCCCCGUUGGUCACGCCUCCACCAGGGACGUGAAUGUGGUGUCGCCUAGGGGAGGGAGGGACGUGUGGGUGUGGUGGUGGUGAGGUGUGGUGUGGUGUUAUUGAAGGAAAGGCUUGUGAUGAUCGCCUCGACUACUGCGUUGAUAUUGUUAACUAUUAAUCAUACUACUACUAUUUCUACUACCAUUACUACUACUACUACUACUACUACUACUACUACUACUACUACUACUACUACUACUACUACUACUACCUGCUCCAUGUUGUUGUCGUUCGUUCUUUCUUUUAGUUUGUUCUUUAUCAAUAUUAUUAUUUUGUUACUACUAUCAUUAUUAUUUUUAUUAUCAUUAUUAUUAUUAUCAUUAUUAUUAUUAUAUCCAGUACCAGUUCAUAUUGUGGUUAAUUUAGGCAUUUCUUCUUCUGUCUCAUGUUUCAUCUAACUUGCUAUUCAUACAUCAAAAAAAUUGUAUUGUAUUUUUGUUACCAUUAUAUUUUCUUUUUGUAGUGUAUUGCUCUACUCACUAUUACCAGACGCCGUUUUCUGUUACUUUGUAGAUAUUAUGCACCAUAGCUUCCAUUAUUACCUUUAUCAUUCAUGUUUUUUUGUUUUUUUGUUUUUGUAUAGUUUUAUAUACGUGUAGGUAAAAGUUGAUAUUUAAUUUUUCUCCUAUGUUACGUCAACUCUAUAUUAUAUCACCAUAGUUCUCUCCACUGUAACGUUACGCUAUUUAAACAAAAAAGAAAAGAAAACGUAGAAUAAAAAAAAUGCAUAAUAGUAAUAGGAGACAUUGCAAGAAAUACUUAAAUGUGUGUGUUCCAUAAUAUAUUCUCAUUUUUUUAUACUUUGAGCAAUUAUGAUGAUCUGCUGUAGUUGUGCCUCAAGACGAUGGCUGUAAGUGGCGUCCCUGGAUAGAUGUGCUGAUACUCUUCUAGUAAACGUUUAACUGUGAA
Messenger RNA from Portunus trituberculatus (swimming crab), 8265 nucleotides. RefSeq names its product BMP-binding endothelial regulator protein-like. The record is from RefSeq and is a predicted model, not a curated record. The transcript has 14 exons. Lineage: Eukaryota; Metazoa; Arthropoda; Malacostraca; Decapoda; Portunidae. Gene Ontology annotation, molecular function: protein binding. Bases 1267 to 3948 code for a protein of 893 amino acids.